Molecule: messenger RNA, 3552 nt
Organism: Strongylocentrotus purpuratus (purple sea urchin)
Lineage: Eukaryota; Metazoa; Echinodermata; Echinoidea; Camarodonta; Strongylocentrotidae
Gene: nsun5
Product: probable 28S rRNA (cytosine-C(5))-methyltransferase
Exons: 7
Coding region: 64-1917 (617 amino acids)
Biological process (GO): rRNA base methylation
Cellular component (GO): nucleolus
Molecular function (GO): methyltransferase activity
Source: RefSeq, a predicted model, not a curated record
GAUCUCCGUCGACAUAUUAGCACGUGUGUUCCCUCUAAAGCAGUUCAUCUAAGAGAGUUCGCCAUGCCGCCGAAUUUCGUCAAAACAGAUAUCUACGAUGAGGCAUCUGCUGUCAUCAGUAAGGCACAGAUAAAGGAAAAGUCAAUUAAAUCGCUGGUUUAUGAAAGUAAUUCUAAGAAUAUCCGCCAGUUGUAUGCCCUUGUCUGCGAGUCAUUGAAGUAUGCUACAAUCAUUGAGGAGAUCAUUGACAGCACUGCAUUUCUACAGAAGGUCCCAUGGAUGGAUAGAAACCUAGCACUGGUGCUCCUGUACGACUUUCUGUUUGGCAAGAAGCUUGCUGGCGCAUGCUCGGGAAAGUAUCGUAAGGCUGUGGUCAAACAGAAGAAGGAGCUGAAGGCUGAGCUACAGAAGAUGAAAGAGAAGAAAGGAGCUACCAGUUCAUCUGAUCUGUUACCAAGUCAAGUCAAAGAUGAAGUUUCUAUUCCAAGGUACAUACGUGUGAACCUCCUGAAGACCAGCAUUGAUGAUGUCAUCGCUGCUUUCAUCGAGGCUGGGUACACCUGUGUGAUGACGAGGGAUGAAGCAGAAGAAGAGAAACAAGAUGCUACUCCAAAGUAUAUCAGUAACCUGAGUGUGGAUGUGAGUCGGAGUCUGGGUCAGUAUGAGUUUGCUGCUGAUCUUCAUCUAGAUGAUGUCCUGGUGUUUGCAGCAAGGACAGACUUCCACAGUCACCCUCUUUAUCUUCAAGGUCACAUCAUUCUCAUGGACAAGGCCAGCUGUUUUCCAGCUUAUGUCCUAUCUGCUAAACCAGGCUCACAUGUAAUAGAUGCUUGCUCAGCUCCUGGUAACAAGACUAGCCACAUGGCUAGCUUGCUCAGAAAUGAUGCGAAAAUUUAUUCCUACGACCUGGACCCUAAACGAAUCAGUGUGAUGAAUACCCUUCUAGAGAGAGCAGGAGUGUCUGCAGCUAAGACUAUCCAUCAGGACUUCUUGACUACUGACCCCUGUAGUGAAGAGAACAUGUGUGUAGAGUACACCAUAGUAGAUCCAUCAUGUAGCGGGUCUGGUAUGGCUAGUAGGAAAGACUACUUGGUGGAUGACGACAUGCAGGAGGAUAGAGCGCGACUCCGGUCCCUGCAUCAGCUCCAGUGCCGCAUCCUCACUCAUGCGCUCUCCUUUCCCAGUGUGAGGAGAGUGGUGUACUCCACCUGCUCGGUGCAUAGGGAAGAGAAUGAGGAUGUGGUGAGGACUGUGUUGGAGCAGAGUGAUGGGUUCAGACUGGUGCCGGUGAUGCAGGGUACAUGGGAUCGUAGAGGAUUGUCCACCAGUCAGGAUGGGGAAGAGGACCAUAUAGGGGAGUGCUGCGUGCGAGCAUCGCCUCAUACGGACUUGACUAAUGGAUUCUUUGUGGCCCUCUUUGAGCGGACUGGGAAGAGUGGGACUGGAGUAUCAAAGAGACAGGUUCCAGAGGACACUAUUAACGGACACGGCCAAUCUCUUGACGAGAAGCACUCCAAGAAGAAAAAGAAGGCUAAAGUCGGCAAAGAGGAAACAGUUGAAAGCCAAGAGGAAGCUUUGAAGGCUGAUGUGGUGGAAGAUGAUCAGAAAGAUAAGAAUGAAAGGAAGAAAAAGAAGAAACGGAGGAAAGAGAAUGAAAUGAAUGUUGAUGUGUGUGCCUCAGAUGAAAUCAGUGAUGAUGUUAAACAAAUCAAAAAGAAACAUAAGAAGAGUAAGAAUGAAUCUGAGGAAAGUGAUGAGCUUGUUAUGGACAAAUGUGGAAAGAAAGAAAAGAAGAAGAAGGGCAGUAAAAGAAAGUCAUCAGAGAACUCUGAUUCAGCUCCACUGGUUACUGAUCAAGCAAAUGAAUCUCAACCUUCAGCAAAGAAGAAGAAGAAAACUAAGAAAAUAGACAUGUGAGUGAAAACAACAUUAGCAAAUGUUCCAAUAAUACAGAAAAUUUUAUUUUCAUUUUAUGUUCAUUUGACUUUCCCAAGUGCCUUAUAUUUUACCCUUUUUAGAAUAAUUCAUAAAAUAUUUGUAUCAUACAAUGAUUCAAGAAAUAAUAUUGUUUUUAUAUUUAUUUAGGGCAUAUUGCGUCUGCUUUUAAGUGCAAGUGCUUCCAAAGUCAACAUUUCUAUGUCUCAUCCUAAAGUUUUAUUGAUGGGAUAUACAAAUUUGAACCAUCUAAAAUGCGAGAAUAUAUGUUGAUGAAACAGCAUGUACAUGUAUAUGAAUAUCGUUUCAUAACUGUUGACAAAAUGAUUUAAGAGCAAUCCAAAUUUUAAAAUAUAUAUUGGACCAAUGUUAGAUACUUAUAAAUGUUUGAACUAUAAAAUCACUACAUCUAUGCGAAUCUCAAAUUGGCAAUUUAGUCAAUGGAUCGUGACAUAGUAAUGGACAACUCUCCCGUUUGUCAUGAACAAAAGUAUCAUCAAUUUCUGUUUCUCUCAUAAGCACCUUCUCCAUUGGGGUACUACACAUGAUCCUCUAAAAAGACAUCACCCUUGUGAAUCACACAUUUGAAGAGAGAGAAAAAAAAAAUUGAAACAAUUUUUGUGAUGAAAAAAAUAAAUGGGAGAGUUGUCAACCCCUAUGUCACAGUGACAUUACCAAUUCACUCAAUUUGAAGAUCCUUUUCUUUCAUCAAUCUGCUUCUCUGAUUUUGUUUACUGUCUAUCAGAGCAAUUUAUUAUUAGGGUCGGAUUAUCCUUUAAUAAUGGUACAUCACAUAAGUUUUGAUGGAGAGGAGAUAUAAAAUGUGUGAAACUAGAAAAUUUCAAAAGCUUUAACAAUGAUUAUAAAGUGUAUGGUUUUGGGGUCAUAAGUAUGAAGAUACAUUUCACAGAUCAAGACUGUUGGUACUUGAUUAAAGUUUUUUUUACUCCUUUUAAAAUACGAUGUCGAAAACAUGAAUCAAGUGAUGGUUUUGCAGUCAUACCUAAAUCUCGUAUAUGCCCAUGCUUGUACUGUUUAAGUCUGAGGUGCAAGUUCAAUGUGUGCCCCAUACAUCGAUAUCAAUGGAAUUGACAUAGUUUUUACAUGAAAGGCACUAUUUUCCUCAAUUGUUUUGGGGGGAGAUUGAUGCUCUAGUAAGUACAUGUUUUACAGUUAUCAAGUAAAAGAGAAAUUUUGAUGUCAACUUGACAUUUAUGACAUUAAUGUUAACCCGUUGACUGCUGAAUGGUAUAGGUCCCAUAGGCUCAACACAGGGACCACCAGGUUACCGUAAGCAAAAGGGUUAAUUGGUAACGUGUGGGGAAAAUUGCCUUGAACUUGCCCCUCACCCUGUGUUGCUAAAGCAGGUAUAACUCUGCCAAAAUAUUUGUUUUUGCAUAUCUUGUGCAAUUGCUGCGUACAAUAGUAAGUUUAUGUAUCAGCAGAUAAUUGUUGACAGCUGGUCAUACCCCUUGUAAGGAGAGUCCCACAGAGGAAAAUCGAACUGGUUCGCUGCUGCUCAGCUGAUGUGAUGUUUCAUUCAUCUAUUUACAACAACAAAAAAAGUACUAAAAUCAUAAAAUGCAUCCUAUAAUAAAGUACAUUAUAAUGUACAUA